UAGAUAUGACACCGCGCGCGCAGCCAGCUCCGAUAUUUAUAAGAAGGGAAAGGCCGAUGAGAGACGCAGGCUCGUAACCACACCCCACGUCAUAAAGCAAGGUGGAACCAUGACACAUGUCUCAUGGUUCAGGGGGACGAGAGGGGGGGGGCGGAAGUGGUUUCACUACAUUUCCCAUGAACCCUCAAUACCGGAAGUCCGUGAAGUGUGAAGCGGAAGGCGGAAGCAUGCGGAGGGUGAGCCGGCGAUCCUGUGAGGACGGCCCGCUGCUGGAGGAGCAGGAGACGGAGGGCCAGCGGCAGCUGCACGGCCUCCUGCUGCAGCAGCUCCAGACCGGCGUCGACAUCGAGCGAUGUGUCGCCAAGAGGAAGUGCUUCGCCCCGGCGGCGCUCUAUCGGCCGUUUGGGGCGCAGGCGGCCGGCGUGAGGAGCCUCUCCGAGUUCCGGGCCCUGCAGGACGGGGAGACGGACCUGGCCAGCUUGCGGGAGCUCGGUCUGACGGAGACGGAGAUCCUGCUGUGGCGGAGCAGAGACGUGCCGGAGAAGUCCCACGGUGUGUGCGCGGCUCCAGGUGCGAAGCAGCAGCGCCUGCAGGUGAUCCGAGACAAGAUUGAAGCCCGGGACGAGCUCCUGUCCCGCCCGCAGCGCUUCGCCGCCAGCCAGCCGCUGUCACGCCGCGAGAUGGAGAUCGAACGGGCGCUUUUCCAGGGAACGGACCGCCUGGGAUUCCUCACCGCGCUUUACCACCGAGACGAAGAUAACCCGGAGAGCCAGGAGGGGGCGCCGUCCUCCGAUCCGAUGGACUCCCUCUACCGGGACGUUCUCCGCAAGGAGAGAAAACCAGCCGCGGCCGACCAAUCGCAGCACUCGCGGACAGACGACAACCAAUCGGGAGGAGCCUCUGACCCCCAACCACAGUCGGAGUCCAUUUCAGAACGGCAGCUCGCUCAAGACGGGUCGGGCCCGCCGCCGCCGGCCGCUCCCACACACGUGAGUAUAAGCCGGCCAAUCGGCAGUCUGCGCGGGGCGGCGUCGGGGGGGCCGCUGACCGUCAGAGGGGCGAUCGAGACGAUCUCGGACGAAGACAUCCGGCGGAACCGCGAAUCGGAAGAGGGGAUCCAGAGCAUCCCGAGGUUCAGGAGCUACCAGCCGGGAAUCCCCUCCAAGGUUCUGUGCGUGAAGAACCUGAGCGCGCAGGCCUCCGCGGCCCAGCUGGUGGCGCUGUUCUCCAGGUUCGAGCGGGAGAACGGGCCGCCGGUGCUUUACCGCCUGCUGACCGGCAGGAUGAAGGGUCAGGCCUUCAUCACUCUGCCAGAUGCUGAAACGUCCCAGAGAGCCUUGCAGUUGAUCCAUGGAUACCGGUUGCUAGGGAAACCUUUGGUGGUGGAGUUUGGCCGUGAGCGUCGGGAAGAGGAAGAGAAACAGACGGAGGAGGAGAGGAAAUAAAAGAAAUUAAACAUUUCAUCCCAACGUGGAUCCUCCAGAGUUGAGAUGGCUGCGAUUUUAUAUAUUUAUUUAAAUUUUUCUGGAUGAAAAAGUGGUGCUUUUUAAUAAAAUGUUUUGUUGCGAG
This is a messenger RNA of Cyclopterus lumpus (lumpfish), 1569 nucleotides long. RefSeq names its product RNA binding motif protein 41 (gene rbm41). Gene Ontology annotation, molecular function: pre-mRNA intronic binding; U12 snRNA binding. Lineage: Eukaryota; Metazoa; Chordata; Actinopteri; Perciformes; Cyclopteridae. Gene Ontology annotation, biological process: mRNA splicing, via spliceosome. Bases 117 to 1445 code for a protein of 442 amino acids. Gene Ontology annotation, cellular component: U12-type spliceosomal complex. The record is from RefSeq and is a predicted model, not a curated record. The transcript is spliced from 8 exons.